CUCCAGGACAAAGAGGAAGACAAGGUGUCCGCCCUGAAAGAGGAGGACAAGGUGUCGGCCCUGAAGGAGGAGGUGCGCCUGCAGUACCAGAAGAUGCAGCAGCUCCUGGAGGAGGACCUGGGCAAGACGCUGGAGGUGCUGGACAAGGCGCGCUCCAAGUUUUGCCAGGAGAACUCCAGCCAGAGCCUGCAGCUGGACGGCAAGCGGCAGGAGGCCAAGAAGCUGCUCUCCUCCGUGCAGACCGUCUUCGACAAGGCAGACGACAUCAACUUCAUGAAGAACACCAAACCUGUCAAAAUACUGAUGGACAGAACACAGUCGUGUAUAGGCAACAGCCUGGCGCCUCACAAAGUCGGCCACCUCAACUCCAAAAUCUUCCUCUCAGAGAUCUCCAAGAAGGAGAAGAGCCUCCGGAAAAUGCUGGAAGCUCCCUUCGCUGCUCCCGCCCACUUCCUCCAGUGUGUCUACCCCUGCAGCUCCGGCUCUGAGAAGCGUAAGCACUCCUCCGCCUUCCCCUCCGAGAGCUCCUCAUCGGGGGCCACCGGCGCCGGCUUCCUGGCCCCCGACUCCUCCUCCUCCUCCUCCGGGUCCUCCUCCUCUUCCUCCUCCUCCUCGGGGCCCCUGGCUAAGCAGCAGUUCCUGGUCCAGAGCCCUGGCGGUGGCGGAGGAGGAGGAGGCGAGGGCCAGUCUUCCCAGCAGCCCCCUCCCCCCAUGCCGGGGCCCUGCGGUUCGGCCGUAGCGGCGGCGGCAGCGGCGGCAGCAGCGGCAGCUCAGCACUCGGCCUCCGUCUUCCCCCCGCCUCCGCACCCGUACCCACCCGGCCCGGGCAGCUCGUCCCAGCAGCCCCCGCUCCUGCCGCAGUACGGCGGCCGCAAGAUCCUGAUGUGCACCAUGGAUAACUGCUACUGCUCCGGCGUGCCCUCCGUGUCGCGGCACCGCGCCCACCCGCCGUACCCGCGCUCGGGCUCCUUCCCCUGGGCCGUGGGCUCGCAGGAGUACCCGCCCCACGCCCACGCGCUGGGGCCCCCCUCGGGGCCCCCGCCCCCGCCGCCCAUGUCCCAGCCGCUGCAGGGGCUGUCCAUGCGCGACUGGAUGGACGCCUCGGCACAGACGCACAGACACCCCGACUUCUACAGCCUGUAUGGACAGGCCUCCGCCAAGCACUACGUCACCAGCUAACACCCCCCGC
Engraulis encrasicolus (European anchovy) is the source of this 1189-nucleotide messenger RNA. Its product is annotated as E3 ubiquitin-protein ligase TRIM8-like. The record is from RefSeq and is a predicted model, not a curated record. NCBI's taxonomy places the organism in Eukaryota, Metazoa, Chordata, Actinopteri, Clupeiformes, Engraulidae. The transcript is spliced from 6 exons. The annotation marks the transcript as partial.